This is a messenger RNA of Penicillium daleae, 1227 nucleotides long. Its product is annotated as cysteine protease ATG4. Gene Ontology annotation, molecular function: protein-phosphatidylethanolamide deconjugating activity. The transcript is spliced from 5 exons. The coding region runs from base 1 to 1227 and encodes 408 amino acids. The record is from RefSeq and is a predicted model, not a curated record. Lineage: Eukaryota; Fungi; Ascomycota; Eurotiomycetes; Eurotiales; Aspergillaceae.
AUGACAGGGGUCGACCUUGAGAAAUGCAAGCGUAUCGUACAAUACUUCUGGGACCCCGAACCCAAGAAUGACACUGCACCAGGAUCCCCCAUAUGGUGUCUAGGCCAACAAUACACGCCCACCCAGCCACCAGGCCCCCAUGAUGCAGUAGACCAGUCAAGUCACGUCGAACCAACAGCAGACCGUGUGAACGACACGGGCGGUGCCUGGCCUGAGGCCUUUCUGGCCGACUUUGAAUCGCGAAUAUGGAUGACCUACCGCUCACACUUCGCGCCCAUCCCACGCAGCAAAAAACCCGAAGCUACGUCCUCGAUGACGUUGGGGGUCCGCCUGCGUAGCCAGCUCAUGGACUCGCAGGGCUUCACAUCCGAUACCGGGUGGGGUUGCAUGAUCCGGUCAGGGCAGAGUCUCCUUGCAAAUGCCCUUUGCGUUCUGCAAUUUGGACGAGAAUGGCGAAGAGGUCAUGGACCCGAAGAUGAAUCAAAACUGCUGGCCAUGUUUGCAGAUCAUCCUGAUGCUCCAUUCUCCAUACAUCGAUUUGUCCAGUGCGGAGCCGAGUCGUGCGGAAAAUACCCCGGGGAAUGGUUUGGGCCAUCAGCGACUGCACGAUGUAUCCAAAUGCUAUCAAAUGCACAGGAACCACCAAUGCCUAGGGUCUACGUGACCAAGGAUACGUCCGAUGUAUACGAAGACCAGUUUAUUCGACUGGCUAGCGACCAAAGCGGACAGAUCCAGCCAACGCUGAUUCUCAUGGGCCUCCGGCUGGGGAUUGAUCAUGUUACAUCGGUCUACUGGGAUGGACUACAAGCGACUUUGCAAUAUCCGCAAUCCGUGGGCAUCGCCGGGGGUCGCCCAUCUGCGUCACAUUACUUUGUGGGGUCGCAAGACUCGCAUUUGUUCUUCCUCGACCCACACUCCACACGCCCAGCCGUACCUUAUCCCCCAAAUGAAGCAUAUAGUGCAGAGGAGUUGGAUAGCUACCACACCCGUCGAUUGCGGCGUAUUCACAUCAAGGAUAUGGAUCCCAGCAUGCUCAUUGGAUUUUUGAUCAAGAACGAUGCUGAUUGGACUGAUUGGAAAGCCCGAGUCCAGUCGACGCCGGGGAAGCCGAUCAUUCAUCUUGUCACGGGGGAACCACCCAUCGACGCUGGACAUGGCCGGAAGGAAGCGCUGGACGAAGUGGAGGUCUUGGACGACUCAGAUUCAGAUGCAGACGCGCUGGUAUAA